AUGAGAGGCUUGUGUGGGUUUAUAGCGGAGGUGUCGCUGCUGGGGAUGGCGUGGCACCCGCUGACGCAGCCAGAGCACCGGCUGGCGCCCGCGGCGGCGUGCGCGUGCUCCACCCUGCUGCACGCGGCCGCCCACGCGCUCACGCUGGGCGCGCCGCUGCUGGUCGCCGGCAUGUUCUUCUGCCCCGCGCUCACCCGCGCCGCCGACGCCGACAAGAAGGACAAGAAGGACAAACACGAGAGAAAAGACAAGAAGGCUAAGAAAGAGAAGAAGGAAAAGAGGGAGAAGAAAGACCUGGAGGAAAAGAAGGAAAAGAAGGCCAAGGAAGAGAAGAAGGAGAAGAAGAACAAAGAAGAGAAGAAAGAAAAGAGCAAACAGGAAAAGAAGGAUGACUAGAAAGAAAAGACUGAAGUUUUAACUGACCUAAAAGGCAGCUCAGGUUUUAUACACAAGACUCUACCGAAUAGUAAGUUCAUUGCUCGUUCCAAAAGUUCCUUAAUGAUAAAGUGCGCGCUGUAAAAUAGGUCAUCUUUCAAACUUUGUAUACGGGUUUUUUUAUCGUGUUCACUCCUCAUCGACUUUGAUAAACAAAAACUGAAUUAGAAAAGAUAAUUGGGAUAUGGGAGAUAUUUUCGGGUAGGGAUAUUUCAUUUCACUAUAUUGCAUUCUCUGGUUUCUCCCGUGUUUUCAGUCAUUCACUUCUUGUAUUUUUCAAAACUAUUGAAUAAGCAAUUGGAGUGGAUUAUUUCUUUUCUUCAAGUUUUAUACAAUGGUUAUUCAAGGGAGGUUUCCAUUUUGUAUUUUUUGGUUUUGAAAUCUUCACUGCAUUCUGGUUCAAUAGCCAUGUACAAAUGUAUAAUACUAUUUCAUCUAGUAGAACUUUGAACGUUAUUAAAAACUUCAUUAUUUCCUAACUUUGAAUUCAACUUCAAUGGACGAAAGUUAGUUUCUCUACACUGCCAGUAUGUCAGUAAGACAAACUCAAUGGUGCUUAAAGAAGGGAAAAUGAAGAUUAAAGAAAAAAGAGGAAAACAUCCAGGAAAAUAUUUUUGAGGUCAUUAUGACAUGCAUGAAGUGCAAUGCUAUGAGCAAUAAAAAUGUGUACAAAUAUAAAUGGAUUUAUUUAAAAUAUGUUAUUAUUUAUUUAAUUUGUAUUUCCUCCAUGGAUGCAUACGACAUGUAUUCUUAAAAUUCAUUACUUCAUUCAAAAUUGAUCAUUCAUUAAGGUAGGUACUUUUGUUUUGUGCUUUGGCAAUUUUAAUAAUUUAAUAUUAAUCUGAAAUGGAUAUAUAAUUACCUUUCGCUCUGUAAGAUUUCUUAAAAUAUAUUUUUGAAAGUCAUUGGAAUUAUAACCUUGAUUCAUAAUCGAAAAACCCUGACUUAAUCGUAA
This is a messenger RNA of Gryllus bimaculatus (two-spotted cricket), 1390 nucleotides long. The record is from the annotation of a GenBank genome assembly. Lineage: Eukaryota; Metazoa; Arthropoda; Insecta; Orthoptera; Gryllidae.